UGAUCUUAAACCCAUUGACAACCUCAAUCCGCCUUACUCGAUGAACCGAUAUAGCAAUACGCAGCCGAAAUAGAAAAGAAAAAGGGAAACCCAUUUUCUAUAUGCAAAUUCCAGCUUAACUUGUUGCAUCUCCGGUGUCCAGUCUUUUUCAGUGUCUCUUACUUCACCUACCGGAAGCUGACCAAUCCAAAGCCCAGCAUUGGAAAAUUUGCCCCAUCAGCCCCGACCCUCACUCACUCAAAAUACCAGUAACUCUGAUUGAUUGACUGCCCUGUCAACGUACAGACGUCACCAACACUUCACUCAUCGACGAUGAAGAAGUCAAUAGCAUGCGGCGCAUGUCGCUCCUCCAAGCGCAAAUGCAUUCACUCAGGCGGUCCGCCCUGCACGCGCUGUCGCGACCGCGGCGACGAGUGCGUCUUCCCGCCCAAAGGCACAUCCUUUAUCUUCCGCCGGAGCCGUCUUGAGCGUCACCGGGAUGAAGUCGGAGCCGGGGCUGGAAGCCGGGCUGACUCGGAGCUCAUCCGGGCCGGAAACUUGGCCACCACGGACCCAUUCGGCUUCUUGACGGAUGAGGUCAAGAACAGUUAUCUGCGGUGCUCGUACAAGUGGUCGUUUCACCAUAUUCCGAAUCUUCUCAUUGCUAUUCGUGAGAGGAGGUUGGAUCCUUUGCUUGUCUGGGCGAUGCUGGCUAUCACUGUGAGGUUCUCGCAGGCUGCACCUCCGGGGUACGCGACACAGGUCGAAGCAAGUAAUACAUUUGCUGCCCAUGCGCGGUCACUUGUAUUAAGAGCAUGGGUUUAUCUCGGUAUGGCAGUGCGCAUGGCCCAAGUUCUUGGUCUAUUCGAAGAACCACCACCAGCGACAACCCGAGAGGACUUUAUCGACGCAGAAGAGAGGCGUCGCACCGCCUGGACAUGUUUCCUCAUGGACAGUCUUCUCAGCGGAGGAAAGGGUCGCGACAGGAUGCUGUCGGGUGAUAAGAUGCGGAUACAACUCCCGUGUGAGUCGGACAGCUUCAAUUUUGGCCAGAUCGUGCUGUGCGAGAGACUGGAUGGCUCGUUACCGGAUGGAUCAGCGAUGGGCAUUGUCCACGGUAGUCUAGGCAUCGUAGCCAACAGCAUGCGCGUCGCUGAUGUCUGGGGCGCCGUCGCCAAAUGGGCUUGCACACGGCACGACAACACUGUACCGCCAUGGCAGGCUCAGUCCGAGUUCCAGAUGCUGCUCUCCCGACUUGAACUCUGGAAGAACUCACUGCCCGAACGACUACGAUAUGAACUCUUCCUCCUACGAGCGCACAGCGUGUCCAAUCAAGGCCAGGCAUACUGCUACAUGCACUGCAUCUACUUCAUGAGCGUCAUCUUUCUCUACCGAUCUUACCUCCCUGAAGUUGAGAUGCAAAAGGCCAGAGUGGGGGAUAAGGAUUGGGAUCAAUGGUCAACGUGGUCAAGCAAAGAACUUGAGAAAGUAGCUGAGCAGGUCUGCGAUAUGCUUCAAGAGAUACGCGCCUUUGGUCUGUACUUCUUGCGCGGUCUCGUUCCAUGGAUUGGCUUCACCAUUUACACAGCCGUCGGAACGAUGCUGUACUUUUACCACUUUCCCAAUCCCGGUGACACGGCGCAUCAAGUCGAGAAGCGCAGGGAGCAUAUUGUUGAGGGUCUCUUGUUCCUCAAAGACAUGCGACAAGCUUGGCCGAUGGCCGACACCUGGCGCGAGAAGAUCAAGGCCAUGCAGAUAUUCUACAGCAACAUCAAGGCCGACGGUGAUCUCGCAGUAACACCCAGCGAAAGACGAGAAAUGCGCAACGCAAUCAUCGACUACGGCGCUCUCCAGCCCGAUCCCGUUCGUCAACCCGACACCGAAAGCACCGACGAACAAGUACUUCACCCCAUAGCUCUCAUAUUCAUCUACUAACAAUUCCCAGAGCGCUACAGACGGCGAAAAUGACCAGACCUCGUCAAAUGUCGACUUUUCCUUCAUCGCCCCCGCAGACAUUGACCUCUUCGACACAGACUUUGCCUUCGGUAGCAACAUGUACGCGACGUUCGCCGACGCAACGCAGGGCUUCUGGGAGAGUUUCCCUGGGAGUAUGGACAUCGCGGGCGACAUGGUCACGGAGAACUGAGUGGUUUUUUAUUGCCAAGCCGGGAAAUGUUGUAGAGCGAUCGGCAAUGAGACCCAUCGUAACCUCAUGACAGUGAAUG
Molecule: messenger RNA, 2204 nt
Organism: Fusarium redolens
Lineage: Eukaryota; Fungi; Ascomycota; Sordariomycetes; Hypocreales; Nectriaceae
Exons: 5
Coding region: 313-1914 (533 amino acids)
Biological process (GO): regulation of DNA-templated transcription; DNA-templated transcription
Cellular component (GO): nucleus
Molecular function (GO): DNA-binding transcription factor activity, RNA polymerase II-specific; DNA binding; zinc ion binding
Source: RefSeq, a predicted model, not a curated record